AUGCUCAGUAAUUGUUCCUACUUAGGAUGCACUGCUGAUCAGAAUGGCGACGAAACAGAGGAACUGUUGACAAUACAGGAUAUCAUUGACAACGACGAAUCUUGUCGCCAAACCGCUCGGGUUUUGCUUGGAGCUCAAGAUUCAUCGGUUUGCACGUAUCCUGAAGGAUAUAAGCCUCGACAGGCUUUGUUCGCUUGCCUCACGUGCGCUUCUGAUCCGGAAAAGAACGAGGCAGGUAUAUGUUAUGGCUGCUCCUUGCACUGUCAUGAUGGCCAUAAUAUUGUUGAGCUGUUUACGAAACGUCGCUUCAGAUGCGAUUGUGGCAACAAUAAAUUCCAAGCAAACUGCACGCUUUUCGAGGAAAAGGAUAUUCUUAACAAAAAUAAUUCGUACAAUCACAAUUUCGCCGGAUUAUUUUGUGUAUGUAAAAAGGCAUAUCCUUGUGAUGAAACAGAUGAGACAAUGCACCAGUGUGUAGUAUGCGAGGACUGGUUCCACCUCUCGCCUAGUAACUGCUUGCUCUCUACCUUGAACGUGGAUGUCUCUAUUAAACUUUGCAAGGAUUGCGCCACUCGGCUCCCCUUCCUCUCACGAUUAUGCAUCAAUGAAGUUGAUGAGGGUAUUGUGUGUUUUUCAUCAAUCUCAGAAACAAAAGAAGGACCAUUUCUCCUUGCUGACGGUUUUCGUAAUCGCUUGUGUCGAUGUGAGGAGUGCACGAAACUUUAUGAACGAUUCGGAUGCGAGUAUCUAAUCGAUCCUGAAGAUGAUAUUGAGGAGUUCACAAAAGAAAACAUUGAGAAGACGGCAAACGAGAAGGAGCCGGACGCGGAUACUAUAGUGAACGAGAUCGUGCAAACAGCCGGAAGGGAGGCUGCAAUUCAUGUACUACAAGGAAUCAACGCUCUUAAACGAAACUUACAGAACUUCAUGCGCGAAAAGCAAGAGGAAGGAGUCGGCAUAAUUACCGCAGAGCAUGUCAAUUCAUUCUUUGACAAAAUAAAGCGUAGCCGCACUGAUGAAGCUUCCGGAGAUGACUUUUGA
This is a messenger RNA of Haemonchus placei, 1041 nucleotides long. NCBI's taxonomy places the organism in Eukaryota, Metazoa, Nematoda, Chromadorea, Rhabditida, Trichostrongylidae. The record is from the annotation of a GenBank genome assembly.